Molecule: messenger RNA, 3254 nt
Organism: Orussus abietinus
Lineage: Eukaryota; Metazoa; Arthropoda; Insecta; Hymenoptera; Orussidae
Gene: scaf6
Product: calcium homeostasis endoplasmic reticulum protein
Exons: 8
Coding region: 153-2528 (791 amino acids)
Biological process (GO): intracellular calcium ion homeostasis; RNA processing
Cellular component (GO): perinuclear region of cytoplasm
Molecular function (GO): RNA binding
Source: RefSeq, a predicted model, not a curated record
GAAUGGCGACGUCUAGCGUUGUCGUUCCACCGUGAGAAACAGUGAGAAACGAUGAAUCUCGGCGUCGGAUUUCUUUUGAAAAUAAAUCAUUCAAGGAUUAUUUAGUGUACAAGUAUUACGGGGGGAGGUGCAACUUGUUCACGACGGUGAAAAUGGAUCAAGCUCCAGCAGAUACAGAACUGCGGAACAUCAUUGAUAAAUUGGCACAGUUUGUGGCACGCAACGGGCCUGAGUUCGAGCAGAUGACAAAAAACAAGCAGAAGGACAACCCGAAGUUUGGCUUCCUGUUCGGCGGAGAACACUUCAAUUAUUAUCAGUACAAAGUGACUACGGAACAAGCCAUUUUAAAGCAAAAAGGAAUAAAUCCAAUGCAAAAUGCAGACCCACGUUUAAACGUUUCGCAGCAGCAGCAAGCAGCCGCGUCCGUCGCACAGCCAUUGAAUAACGUCAGUCUUGCGCCCGGCCUAAGUACUCAGAACAACGGUAUAAACCAAGUGGUAGGAAUUGGCCCGACUGGAAAUCCAGGGCCCGUAAUACCUGGAGUUUCUGGACCGAUCAGAGGGCCUGGAAAUGCAGUCCCACCUAUCGGAGCAGUUCCCGGUGGAAUUGGCGGGGUGAAUGCGCCUAUUGGCGGGGUUGCGCCGGGAGUUAACAUCGCCGGGCCACCAGCAUGGCUGCAGAACGAAUUGGCGAAUCUUCAGUCGCAGCAGACCUCGCUCCAGGAACAAGUCAGGCAAUCCGAACAGAACUUGGCAGCCCAGCAUGCAGCGCUGAUGGCACAACAGCAAGGACGGGUCGAAGAUGCCGUGAGGCAAGCACAAGAGACUUCUCUGCAGAAUAGUGCUCAAAACACGAAUACCGAUUUAAUUGCGUUCGACUCGGUAUUGCAACCUAUUAUCGAUAGCUGCACAAAGGAUAGCAUCAGUGCUGGGAAAGCUUGGAUACUUCAAAAUUCUUUAACAGCACAGAGCAAUCAAGUCGUUGCUGAACAUUUAUUGAAGAAAGUGAUACAAGGGACAAGCUUUAAUCAUAAACUUCAUAUCAUCUACUUGGUAAACGAUGUCUUGCACCAUUGCGCCCGAAAGAAAUCUGUGGAUCUUCGGAAAGCAAUGGAGAGCGUAGUCGUUCCGAUGUUCUGUAACACUUCAUUAGCUGCCUCUGAGGAACAAUUAAAUAAGCUGAAUAAAUUACUCAGUCUUUGGGAAUCAAAAAACAAUUACUUUGACGAAGGGAUUGUAGAUAAACUGAAGCAGCCGAAUACCUCUUGGUCAGAAUACCAAGCUAAUUUGGUUGCGCAACAUGCUGCUGCCAUUACACCAAUUACAACUUCCACCAAACAGACCUUUGAUAAUUAUCAGGCACAGCAUCAAGCUUUUGUUAAUCAUGCUAUGAGGCAAAUUCAAACUAUUGAGCAACAAAAAAUAGCGAUCGAUCAACAGUUGAAAGCUCCACCACCACCUCCCCAGAUUAACCAACCAAAUAUGUCUAUAGCUCCCGCCCACACUGGACCACCUCCAAUGGGAGCUGACAUCAAUUUCACACAACCACCACCAGGCUGGGGACCACCUGGUCCGGAUCCACCACCGUUUACGAACGUUCCUCUGCCGGAUUUUUCGAAACCUCCACCUGGGUUUGGUCCACCUCCGGUCAUCCAUGAACCUUCGGUCGAGGACCUGAUGCCCAGUAUGCCUUAUUUCGAGCUACCGGCUGGUUUAAUGGUUCCAUUAAUUAAGUUAGAAGACGCAGAGUAUAAGCCAUUAGAUCCAGAUGCAAUCAGAUUACCUCCACCAGCGCCACCGAGUGAACGUUUGGUAGCCGCAGUGGAAGCCUUUUAUUCGCCACCAAAUCAUGAUUCUCCUAGGGAUAGUGAUGGUUGGGAGAAAUUGGGACUAUAUGAGUAUUACAAAGCAAAGAAUGCAGCGAGGAAACGUAAAGAGGAGGAUAUAAUGUCUGGCCUGAGGCCGAAAUCUAAAUCACCUUCGCCGAUCCUAAGGCCUCGUUCCAAAAGCCCAAGUCCACCAAAAAAACGGUAUAGGAGUAAGUCUCGUAGUAGAUCGCGUUCACGAUCACGAGGGAGAAGCAGAUCGAGGUCACCUGCCGCUAACCACAGGCGAAAUAGUCGUAACAGUAACCACACUAGCAGAAGUCGGAGAAGAAGGAAUAGUAACAAAGAAAGGAGUCCUGAGCGAAGGAUCGACCGGCAAGACCGCAGUCCAACUCCACCUAGUUUCUUGGGGUCGACAUACAGUAAACCUCCACAAGAAUUAAGCUUGGACGAGAGCAACAAAGGUCAUCAGCUGUUAAAGAAGAUGGGUUGGAGUGGCGCCGGUUUGGGGGCGAAUGAGCAAGGAAUAGAAGCUCCCAUCUCCGGCGGUGAAAUCAGGGACAAAAACGAUCAGUAUAAAGGAGUGGGGAUCAACUUAAACGAUCCUUACGAGAACUUCCGAAAAAGCAAGGGCCAGGCGUUUAUCACGAGAAUGAAGGCGCGAGCGGAAGAGCGCGCCGAGGAGAGGGGUGAUCGCGAUUGAGCGUGCUCCUGAGUGAAAUUUUGCGAAUAUUCCACGUGGACUUUAUCAAUCGAGAACGUACGUCAAGUCGAUUGCUCCUUGGCAGUCGGAUUUGCACCGACUUCGUUUUGUAUUCCGGGGUGAAACGACCGGUUUUCACGAAAUCAAGCCGGCGAGCUUGGUCGUGGCGCCGCUGUUUAUUCCGUACGUAGUUCCGAUUUCAGCGCCAAAAGUACAACAGAGUGUACUUUACAUUGUUGUAAUAAAAUGUGACGAGAAGUGUACCUAAUAUGCACUUGCGGACAUCGUCAUGACGAGCCAAUCAUUCGGAUGUAUGUACAUCCCUCCUUCGAAAAGAAAAUUAGGUGGAACUCAUGGAAACGGGAGUGUUGUUUUCGGUGUUAAUUGUCAAUUUAUAAUAAAUCGAAAGCCACGGUACUCUGGUUACGUAUGAGCGUUGCAGACAAUUUUCAGUUUGAAGUCGACACCGUAGUCGCACCGUCUUCCCUAAUUUAUGUUGCGAGGGGGCAUCAUGUUUCAUCGACGGCAUGCAAGCUCCCGUGACUUAAUUCUUUAAUUGUUGAAACUUUCGCGCGAUUCAUUAAAUAUUUUCAAUCCGAUUCGACCGCGAUACGGGAUACGAUUUGCAUGUACUUCUCGCUCACUGUAAGAAAUCAGGGAAAGACAGAAGCGGUGAGAGAGAUAGCAUAUGACGUCUGAUUAAUUAUAAUAUUUACUAUCAACGUG